AAUUAGAGAGAAAAUUUGUUUUGCUUUUUCUUUCUCAUAUUCAGUGGCUGAGUUAGAAGAUGAAAUUGAUGGUGUAUAGAAUGCGAUUUAACUGUUACUCAAUAUGCUGGAAAUAGCAGAAUAAUUAUCAUUAGUGUUUAAACGUAAAUGGGUAAAUCAACCAUGAAGAAUGGUCAUUUCACGCGAAAAGUUAAAACCAAAAGCAAGGAUAAUCAAACAAUGGCCAUCACCGAGAGUAACAUACACAACGCUUGGACCUUGGUUAAACAGUUGACUAAUGCUUUAAGAUACUUCCAAGAUGCUGUGGAAAAAGAGAUUCACAAUCAAUUACCUGGAGCUUCAUCAAUCCUUUUAGACAUAGUUGUUUCCUGUUACACCGAGCUUGGUGCAUAUCUCAUUAAUAAAGAUCGAAGCGCGAAGAUGCUUUCAGCAACCGACAGAGUCUAUCUGAGUCUGGCUGAACUGAUGAAAUGGUCUGACCGUGUUUUAAUUGAAGAAGCGUCCAACUACAAUCGAGAUGAAGUGUCACUUAUCGUUGGCAAUCUCAAAGAAUCAGUCAACACUCUAGUCCAAUUAUGUGUGGAUUAUUACCAAUCAAGAGAUAAUUUGGUGAAAAGUUCAACGUCUUUUAGUCUCAAGAAUGAUGAAAUUUACGAUGAUGGCAAUCAAAAUGAUUUAACUGAUGGCAAUACUCCAGUAAAAGAUAUCCUAAAUUGUACAAACUUUAACUCUCGUAAAGGCUCUAAUACUUCCAAUCAUUCAGAGUUCAGCUUGUCCCAUCAUCGAAAUUCAUUACCAGACAUGAAUCCAUUACCAUUGUCACCAUUGUCAACCUCAUUACCUUCAACAGCAACAACGAAUACAAUUACAGUUUCAACUCAUCAUCCAUUUCCAAAAUCAGUCCCAUCAGCUUCAAUUCCUGUAACCGAAGGCAUUUCAAAAUUGACAGAUAAAUUAACUGCUACUCACAUUGAGAACCUCGAAGAAACUCUCCAUUCACAGAAUUCAAAGAUGAAAAAUUUAAACUCUUCAGGCUGUUAUUCAAUGGCACACAAAAGCUGCAAUAAUCCAUCUUCAUCACCAUCGCCAUGUUCUGAUAGAUUUCCUCACUCUUUUUCCUCAGACUCUCUAUUGAGCUCUAAAACAGUAGGAAACAUUAAAACAGUGCCUCUAAAUAAUGGAUUUUACGCUUUCGAUGUACCAGGAGAAGGAAACAGAGAGAGAAUCUUUGAAAACUCUAAUUUCAUUAACAACAAUCACAACAAAUUACAAGAGACUGGUCGAAGUCAAACUAGCUCAUUUGCUAGUAGCUGUGUGUCCUCAUCAUUAUCAUCAGCUGGAGUUUCUGAUUAUCCUGAUUUGGAUGAUAUUCCUCCACCUUUGCCACCAAAAAAGAAACAAUCAAUGACCAAUGAUCUUAAUAAAAGUCCAAUAAAGAAACCAACCUUGGAGUACAACAGUACAUUCGAGGCUUUACAACUUGAUUCAACGCGUGUAUCCUCAGCUUCAUCAUCAUUUAACUGCCAAUCAACCAAUGCGAUGACGUUUGAAACAUUUUCCAGCCGAAUGUUAUCUGACCGAAAUGAUUUAAUAACUGGCGUUAAUCAUGAUACCCCAGAUUAUAGAAACCCACAAGUCACUAAUAAUUUUUUACCAAAUUCUGGUCACGAUACUUUUUCUAGUCGAACUACAACAUUAACAAAGACAUUUGCGCAAAAAUCACAACAAUUUCCAAUGGUUACUCAACAAAAUUGUCUUAUUCAUUGUCCUGAUACCCGUGGCUUGAGAUCAAGUAAAGAUGGUAUCAACAAUCAAAUUGACCAUUUGAAUGGUAAAAUUUUGGAGAAAAGUUCAACAAUUGAAGGUGAAUCGCCACCUGAAAUACCUGUCAAGCUUCGUCGUCGCUACUUAUUUCCAAAUGACUCUAUCCAAUGUGAAGAAAUUGUUCGCCCUCCUUCCCAAUAUGACAAUAUUUCAGAUAUUGAUUCAACUUCAACACAUACCUCAUUGUCCUCUACUUCAAACAACACUCGUAAUGAUCGUCCAUACAAAUUUGACUGGUCUUCAACCUCAACCUGGCAGUCCAGCAAUCAUUCAAUAUCAUGUCCUCUGCAUUUAUCCCGUCAAGCAGAUUCCAUUUCUUCAAACGGACAAUCAACAGGUUCAAAUUGCGAAGAAACUGAAAAUUUUUAUGAAGAUUUUAUUAAACCUCCUCCCUUACCACCAAAACAACGCAACAUAAUGACUUACAUGACAAUGCUUAACAAUAGUGAAAAAUAUGAUGGACCAAAUGAUGCCGUUUUAAAUCUUUACCGACACUCUGUCCAUGCUUACCAUUUAGUCAAUUCAUCUAGUAAACUUAACUCUUGGCAACAGAUGGAGACAACCUUCAACUCGCAACGAUGUCUCAAGAAAAUUUCAUCAACUACAACUGGCUCAGACGAUUCAAUUUUAUCCCUCGAAUCAAGCUCGGAAACAUCUUCCACAAACAUUGCUUACCAUCGAAUGCAUGGUGAUAUUGAUCCAGAUCUAGAUAAACCUCCAAGCCUUCCGCCCAAAGCGAAAUCGCAAAUUCACCUUCAAUUACAACAAAUUAAUCAACUUCAUCAAAAGCAACAACAACAUCAACAAAUAAUAUUAGAACAAUCAAAAAUAAAGCCUCAAAAAACGGUACAAUCACAAUUUCCUGAAUCCCAAUCUAUUAAUCAAUGUUCAAUCAAAAUUGAUCCUGAUAUUGAGUCUGAAAUGGCACCAUCUGAACCAGCAGCAAGUUCACCAGUAAACUUGAUUCCUUCAUCUGAAAGUGGUAUAAGUUCACAAUCGGAAACCAUCAGGACAACAGAUGAGUGCCAAGGUCCACUUGAUGAAAUUGAUGUUUCACCCUAUCUAGUCUACAAAAAUUCCGAUGAAGAUGGUCCAGAUAUCAAAGGAGGAAUCAUUGAUGUACUUACUGUUAAAGCCACUGAAGUUUCCAAAAAUGAUUUUCUCUUCCAAGAAGCAUUUCUUACAACAUAUCGAACCUUCAUCAACCCAUUGGAACUUAUUAAUAAAUUAAUUUACCGGUACAACAAAUUUACAAAUUACACCGACUCUAAACAACGAGCUGCCAAAAAUUCAUUUGCACUUUUGGUCCGAGUUGUUGAUGAUUUAUGUGUUAGUGAUUGUAAUGAUUUACUGAUGCAAACCCUUCUAGAGUUUAUCUAUUCUUUGGUGAUUAAAGGUGACCUCACCUUUGCCCGAGUCUUACGUGCUAAAGUAAUUGAAAAAUUUGACAAUCGUCGUAAUGGUUUAACUGGUAAUCAAAUACUCCUUCCAUCGGUCAACAUAUCUUCACGAAGCUGGUCUCUUCAUAAUUUUAAAUCGGAAGUUGUGGCUGAACAAAUGACUCUUCUGGAUGCUGGUCUUUUCCAGAAAGUCGAGGUUGCCGAAUACCUGCUUUGGGCUCGAGAACAGAAAGAAGAGUUGAUACCAAAUUUAAACAAAUUUACCGAGCAUUUCAACAAAAUGUCUUAUUGGACACGAUCUCGAAUUGUUGAAAUUGAAGAUCCCAAAGAGAGGGAAAAACUUGUCACUAAAUUUAUCAAAAUUAUGAAACAUUUACGGAAAAUGAACAAUUUCAACUCUUAUUUAGCUCUUCUUUCCGCUUUGGAUUCAGCUCCAGUUAGACGAUUGGAGUGGCCUAAAAGUAUUACCGAAUCAAUGAAGGAUUUAUGUUCACUCAUUGACUCUUCUUCAUCUUUCCGAGUCUAUCGACAAGCUUUAGCAGAAACUCAGCCACCAUGUAUACCGUAUAUUGGUUUAAUUUUACAAGAUUUAACCUUUGUUCACAUUGGAAAUAGUGAUUAUCUUCCUGAUUCUGCAGGAACCAACAUUAAUUUUGCCAAAAGAUGGCAAAUUUUUAAUAUUUUAGACCAAAUGCGAAGAUUUAAAAAUAGUCAUUAUCCAUUCAAGAAAAAUGAGCAAGUUUUAUCGUUUUUUAAUGAUUUUGAUAACUAUUUAAGUGAAGAAGCAAUUUGGCAAAUAUCGGAAUCAAUCAAGCCCCGUCUUAAUAAUGGAAACUCAUCAAACAAUAACUCAUCUCCGGAAAAGCCUGCAUCGAAUGUUAAAAAAUGAAAAUCGUCUUUAAUGGUACCAUUUAUGCAUGGUAACUCAAUCGAUACUCAGAGCUGUUGUCUCAAUUAUUGAUGAAUUACAAGAAAAGAUGGUUGGCUAAUGGACAAAAUGAAACCAAAUGAAAGUCAAUCAACAAUCACAAGACAAAUCAAAUUGUAAACAACAGAGAUUAAAUGUAAAUCUUUGUUGUCAUCUAAUUUUACGUAAAAUUGGAUUCACAAAGCAUUCACAUUGCUAAUGAUGCCGUUGAUGAAUUCAAUCAUGAUUAUAAUUAUGAGGAAAACAUAGCUUUAUUGUGAAAUUAUAUACGACAGAGAAGUGAGAAAAUGUAAAAGCUUUCAUGUUAGAUGAGCUUAUCCUAGUAGACAAAGGAUAUCAUUUGUAAUAUUUUUCAACCACUUGUACGUUCAAUUUCAUGACUAGAUAGUGAAGACUGUUUAUGGUUAAUCUUUUUUGUACCAUUGAUUCAUCAUGAUUGAUCAUCAACUCACCAUGAAGGCUUUCCUCUAACAUCUGUGAGUGUUUUACGUCAAAAUUGUGACAAUCUUAAUCAACUCGUUUAGUCAAUUUACCUCGUCAAUCACCGUUAUGGAAAUAAUUUAUAUUUAAAUAAUGGAGUCACCAUUGACAAUCAAACUCACAAUGGAAACAAUUGAUAUACCAAAUGAUGUCUUUUUACCCCAAUGAUUGGAAAAGAGUUGAAAAUCAUUGGGAAAAUUGUCGUUUAUUAUCAUAUUUUACAUACCCAAUAUUAGCCCAAAACACUUUAAAUGUAAAUUAAUAUUCCGUCUAAAUUGAUCAAAUUUAUAUAUUGUCAGCAAUCGUAUGUAAUCUUGUCAAAUAUUGUUUCAUCCCCAACCUUUGCUGGACAAAACCUUUCCUUUUACCCUUUUAAUGGUACAGUUUAAUAAUAUUGUAAACUGAUAUUUGACUAAAGGUUAAUGACAACAAAUUAUAAUUAUCGUAAUUGUAUGUAAAAUUGAUAAAUCUAUGUAAUAAUAUCCCAUGAAUAGGGAUAAACUAAAAAUGUAAACCAUGAAGAAAGCAUGUUUAGAUUGUAAACAUGCCUUGAAAUGUGGCCCAAAAAGAAAAUAAUACAAUUAAUUGUUUUCUAUCGCAA
Tetranychus urticae (two-spotted spider mite) is the source of this 5233-nucleotide messenger RNA. RefSeq names its product C3G guanyl-nucleotide exchange factor (gene C3G). The record is from RefSeq and is a predicted model, not a curated record. Gene Ontology annotation, biological process: Ras protein signal transduction. NCBI's taxonomy places the organism in Eukaryota, Metazoa, Arthropoda, Arachnida, Trombidiformes, Tetranychidae. Gene Ontology annotation, cellular component: plasma membrane. Gene Ontology annotation, molecular function: guanyl-nucleotide exchange factor activity.